Messenger RNA from Pectinophora gossypiella (pink bollworm), 8031 nucleotides. It is a transcript of the gene Dscam4, whose product is annotated as Down syndrome cell adhesion molecule-like protein Dscam2. The transcript has 39 exons. The record is from RefSeq and is a predicted model, not a curated record. Bases 30 to 6056 code for a protein of 2008 amino acids. Gene Ontology annotation, biological process: cell-cell adhesion; axon guidance. Lineage: Eukaryota; Metazoa; Arthropoda; Insecta; Lepidoptera; Gelechiidae. Gene Ontology annotation, cellular component: axon; plasma membrane. Gene Ontology annotation, molecular function: protein binding.
CCAAAACUCCUCGUUAAUAAGAUAUCAGAAUGGAUGAUCGACUAAGUACAAUACUCCUGGAGGCGUCGACAGCGAUGGUUGGCAAUACGCUACAUACUUCCCAGCUCCGUAUAUAUAGGAAAUUCGAAAAAAUGAUGCUGUGUACAUACUUACUUCUAAGUUUCUUGGCAGUGCGAGCGUCGCCGGAGCCUCGUCGUCCGCCGGCGCUACUGGAGCCGCCGCACCGCGUCGAGUUCACCAACGACACCGGCGUCACGCUCAGUUGUUCCACCUGGGGGGACUACCAGCUGGACUGGCUGCUAGCAGACAGCAUGCCGGCGUCGCCAGUGCCGGGGCUCCGGCGGGUGGUAGCCAACGGCUCGCUAGAAUUGCCGCCGUUCCCUGCCGACCGCUACCGGAGAGACGUGCACGCCACCACGUACCGCUGUCGACUGCGGCUGACCAGCGGCUUCGCUGUGCUCUCCAGGAACAUCCACGUACAUGCGGCGCUGAACAUACCAUGGGAGGUGCACGUGCCGGAUGAGUACGUGAUGUCUGGGAACGCCGCCGUGCUGCGGUGCGUCGUGCCGGCGCACUGCGUCGACCGCGCCGACACCACCGACUGGCUCACUGAGGACGACGUCAGUGUGUUCCGUUAUUUAGAUUCUAAGUACCAACGUCUGGACGACGGGUCGCUGUACAUAAGCGCCGUGAGUCCGGGCGACCGGCACAGUCGGUUCCGGUGCCGGGUGCAAGACCGGCUUACCGGCACCAUUUACACUAGCCAAUAUUUCGGUCACGUGAUAGUGACAGAGCCGAAGGGCGGGGUGCGCCCGCGCAUGGCGGUGGAGGCGCGGGUGCGGCGUGUGACAGUCGGCCAGGACGUGCGGUUCCCGUGCGCCGCGCAUGCGUGGCCAGUGCCCACUUACAGGUGGUUUCGUGAGCACCACGAGCAGUUGACGCCUAUAGAGAAGACGUCGCUAUGGCAAAGGGCAUCGCUUCUGGGCAGCGGGUUGCUUAGCAUAGAGGCGGUGCGGCGAGACGACGCCGGCCGGCUCGUCUGUUGGCUUAACAACACCGUUGGCGGGGAGGCUGUGCACUUCACGCUUCUCGUCACAGAACCAAUAUCCGUCCGUAUAAAACCAGAGUUUUUACGAGCAAAAUUGAACUCGGACGUGAGUUUCGAGUGCAAAGUAUCGGGUCACCCGGUAGAGACUGUCUACUGGGUCCAUGAUGGAAGAGUUGUGAAGACUAGUGAGAGGACUCGCUUGUCUGACGACGGCCUAAGGUUACAUAUCAAGGGAGCCCAGAGGGACGACCAGGGGGUCUACCAGUGCUUCGCGAGCAACAGCAGAGACCAAGCCUACGGGAUCUCUGAGUUUUUAGUUGAUGUGUCCGAGAGAGGCCGAGCCGUGGGCAACCGCUCGAGGCGAACGCCAUUCGCCAGGAGUGCCAGCCACGAUAAUGACUGGAAUUUCACUGGAAAUAGAGAAUCCAAACCAGAACUAGUGUACUGGUUUUCGGAGCAGACCUUGCAGCCUGGCCCCAGCGUGUCACUCAAAUGUGUUGCCAUGGGUUAUCCGCCGCCGCAGUUCACCUGGCUUCUCGACGGAUUUCCAAUCCCCACAAAUUCAAGAUUCGUGGUUGGUCAGCACGUCACGUUACAAGACGACGUGGUCAGCCAUCUUAACAUCAGCCGCGUGACAGAACAAGAUGGCGGCGAGUACGCGUGCGUCGCGAGCAAUUCCGCGGGAAAAGCUAUCCACGCGGCGAGAGUCAACGUGUAUGGACUCCCUUAUAUCAGAGAAAUGCCCAAAGUAACCGCAGUAGCUGGAAGCGACCUGAACAUCAAAUGCCCUGUGGCUGGAUACCCAAUUGAGACCAUCACUUGGGAAAGAGAUGGUCAAACGUUGCCUCUGAACCGACGUCAAAAGGUGUUCCCCAACGGAACGCUGGUGGUGGAACAGACGCAGCGCACAGAGGACGCCGGCACCUACACCUGCCAGGCCAUCAACAGACAGCGACACAUCGCUAGGAGAGAAGUGGAAGUACAGAUACUAGUUCAACCGAAAAUUUUGCCCAUUCAGCCGUUGACGAACCUGUUACGAGAGGGGAUGAGGGCUGCAAUUUCCUGUCAGAUUCUGGAGGGGGAUUUGCCGAUUGCCUUCCGAUGGGAGAAGAAUGGGCAACCAGUGACGUCAUCGCCAUAUGCACCCAGUGGCAUUAUUACCAGGAGAAUGGACGAGUACAGCGCAUCUCUAGUCAUUGAACAUAUCACUUCGCUGCACAGCGGGAAUUACACUUGCAUUGCUUCUAACGUCGCCGGUUCUGAGCGGUUUACUGUACCUUUGACCGUCAAUGUACCACCGCGAUGGCGCAUGGAACCAAAUGACAUAGCUGUGGCGGCUGGACAAGACGUGACGCUACACUGUCAAGCUGACGGGUAUCCAAAACCAACAAUAACAUGGAAGAAGGCCGUCGGUAACACGCCCGGUGAAUAUAAGGACUUUAUAUUUGAAGGCAGUUCAAGAGUCUUAGAGAACGGUUCGUUAGUGUUCGAAAGAGUUGCCAAGGAUAGCGAAGGCCAUUACCUAUGUGAAGCUAGAAACGAUAUCGGCGCAGGACUCAGCAAACUCGUCUUCCUGAAGGUCAAUGCUCCGGCCCGGUUCCCAAUGAAGAGUAAGACAGUGCAAGUGACGGCGGGAGAAGCGGCACAUCUGCAGUGCGCCGCUUCAGGAGACGCGCCACUAGAAGUCAGCUGGCGGAGCCCUCACCAUCACACCAUCGCCCAUCACCUCGAUCAGAGGUACACGAUUCGCGAACAAGUCCUCGACGAUGGGUUAGUUUCUGAGUUGAGUAUAUUGCAGACAUACAGACAGGAUACGGGGGCGUUGACCUGUCGAGCAUCUAACGCAUAUGGCCAGGAUGAGAUGCUCAUACAUCUUGUGGUUCAAGAGGUUCCAGAAAUGCCCAAGAACAUAAGGAUAAUAGACCAACAAUCAAGAUCGAUACAAAUAUCUUGGACGCAACCCUACGCAGGGAACAGUCCUAUAAUAAACUACAUAGUCCAAUACAAAGAAGCUACAGACUCGUGGCCAACCACGCCCCAAAAAGUCAUAGUGCCAGGCAGCGUGACGUCGGCAAGUGUCCAAAAUUUACAACCAGCGACAUCUUACCACCUUCGGAUCAUAGCUGAAAACCGACUGGGUCAAAGUGAACCUAGUCAAUUGGUCCAAGUAACUACUACUGAAGAAGUACCAAGUGGCCCACCCUUAGACGUAAGAGUGGAGGCCAAAAGUUCGACCGAGUUGAGCGUUAGUUGGGAACCACCACAGCGAGACCUUUGGAAUGGCAAUAUCCUUGGGUACUAUGUCGGAUUUCAAGAACUAAACAGCAACAGCUCGGUACUGAGCGCCAGCGGCCCUGGUGGUGCUUCGUAUACAGUUCGCACGGUCGAAGGGGCCGGCACAGCCAGAGCACGAACAACACUAUCAGGGCUCCAGAAACAUGCAGCAUAUGCUGUCAUAGUCCAAGCAUACAAUAGCAGAGGAGCCGGGCCUGCUUCACCCCCUACAACUGCUACUACUAUGGAAGAUGUACCAAGUUUACCACCUGGAUCUCUCCAGUGCACGGCCUUGAGUUCCCAAUCAGUAAGAGUAACAUGGGAACCGCCGCCGAUGCGCGGGCGCAACGGCGUCUUACAAGGGUACAGGGUCACUUACGCACCGGUCACAGAUUGGUAUGGGAGUGAAGAAGCAGUAACAAAGCAAAUAUCAGGACUCCAUACCACUCUAUCAGGACUUCGACGUUACACCAACUACUCGGUGACAGUUUGCGCGUUCACAGCAGCCGGUGACGGAGUUAGAGCUGCUCCUGUUUAUUGCCAUACGGAAGAAGAUGUGCCUUCCGCUCCGGCUGACAUCAAAGCAGUAGUGUCAUCUCGGAACAAGAUUCUAGUAUCAUGGUUACCACCAUCAUCGCCCAAUGGGAUCCUUGUUGGCUAUACUCUGUAUAUGAGCGUCAUUGAAGAUGGAAGAGAGGAGGGUACCCACAAAAGAAUGUUGUCACCAAGCACACUGUCACAUGAGACGUCGCGGUCGCCACCUCGUGCAACUCAUCAGUUCUGGGUGUCAGCUUCAACGCGUCUUGGUGAAGGAGAAGCUACUAGAGUCGUCACUGUUUUGCCUACAGAUUCAGUUCCAGCAAGAAUCACAUCAUUCAGUCGAAGUAUAGUAACGCCAUGGAAGGAAAACAUUUCGCUAGCUUGCAACAAAGUGGGAGUCCCUAUUCCUUCAACAACAUGGACCAUGAAUGGAGCUUCUUUAGAAUCCACUCUGAGGAAGAACGUCACUACUGAUGGCACGCUUAUAAUUAGCAUGACUCAGUACGCUGACAGCGGCAACUACACGUGUACGGUGGAAAACCCUCACGGACGAGACGAAGUGACAUACAGCGUCGAAGUGAAAGUUCCACCACAACCGCCCGUACUAGCCGUCGUAGACUCUUAUGCAGAUUCCUUGCAUCUGCAGUGGAGUGACCAGGGCGAUGGCGGUAGCCCUAUAUUAGGAUACGUAAUAAACUACAAACGCGAACAUGGUGACUGGGAAGAAUUGCAGGUAGAGGCUGGAACAUCGGAGCAUGUCCUGCCGAACUUGUGGUGCGGCACUCGAUACCAGCUGUAUAUCACCGCCUUUAACCGCAUUGGCACUGGUCUCCCUUGCGAUAUUGUACACGCCUAUACGAAAGGGACCGUUCCAGUAAAACCGAAACAUUCGCAAAUGAUAACUCUAAACACGACGACUGUGACUGUUUGGCUGGACUCAUGGGGCGACGGCGGCUGUGGCAUACUUUACUUCGUCAUCGAGUACCGAGAAAUCAGCCAAUCUCAGUUUGUGCUGCCUGUUUUCCAGUGGCGUUUAGUGUCAAACAGCGUGCAAGCAACGGAGAGGGUGUUCAGUGUGACGGGUCUGACCCCGGCGACACAAUAUCAACUACGAAUCACAGCGCAUAACAACGCAGGACACGCUGUAGCACUGUACAACUUCACUACACAUUCUUUGAGUGGCAUGCUAGACGGCGAGUUAUCACCACCGGUGCCCGCGGCCGGGUCGCGGUCGCUCGGCGGCGCACGCGUCAUCUUGCCCGCGGCGCUGUCACUCCUCGUCCUCGGGGCGCUCGUCGCUAUUGUUCUACUAGUCAGGAGAAAUAAAGCAGGUGGAACUGAGACUGUAGCUACAGAAAGUGGAGUAGGAGAAUCGCCUUCCGUCGCUCAACUGCAGAACAAGGUGAAUCGCGAUCAGCAGUACCUCGCUGCUCGAGCGCAACAUCCAGCACCGCAGCAUCACUACAAACAUGCUUCAAACGAAUACAUCGAAGACAUUUGCCCAUACGCAACGUUCCAACUGACAAAACCGACAGCAUACAGCGAAAGCAGCUAUAGUGGCAACGUGUACAGUGGCCCUUACCACUCUGUUAGAGGCUCUUUCGUUUACCACGACUUGAAACAAAACGACAAAUACAAGGGCAAAGAACCAGAAUACACUAAAGUAAGAAGAAAAGGAAACAGACUGCGGGAUCCACAUUCCGAGAGCCAAGAGUCGGACAACUUGGGGUCGACGGACUCGGAGGUGAAGAAGAUACUAACGCUGCACCUGCCCAUUACAGAGUACGAGAACGACGAGAGCGACGACGCGAGUGCGCCGCAUUCCGACAGCGAGUCCGCCACGCGGCUGCGGCCGGCGCACCCCACCGCCUAUCCAAGUGUGGAACGCGAGGAAUCGUCGUCGUCUUCUGAAAAUUCCGUGGGUGGAGUAGUUCGUAAAGCGUUCCCUUCACGGAAAGGCAAAGCUGGUGCCAUGGGCAAGAGGCACGUGAGGUCUUCCAGCGGCUAUAGCAGUCACAACGACGAAACAACAUUCAGUGUAUCGAAUUACCCGUCUUUCAACGACCACAUCCACCCUCCGUCGCGGUUCUCGGACGACACCGAGUGCGAGGGUCACCACAGACGCAAGCGACAGCACCACACCCCGCACAGUGACCCCAAGAUGUCUAGAGAAGCCUUCCAGAUCAACGUAUGAGGGUCGGACACCUUUAGUCUUACGGAUUGUUUGUUAAAAUUAGAGAACUUAUAAGACGAUUCUCUGAAUACUUUCGUAAUUGGAAAGAGGGUCUUUCGUAUAGUACUCUCGCGUUAACUAUUGCACAAAGAGUCAAAUAUUGUGAGGUGACACUGGGCAAAUUGUUUAUCGAACAAAGUUAGAACUAUUACAGUUUUUUAAUGUUGCCAAACUAAAUAUGUUGUAAAUAUGGUUGUAGAUAGGUAUAGCCAAAAUAAUUACGAGUAUUACUUAGUGCCACAUACAAUAAUCAUUUUGUACUCCGAACUCCAGAAACGAGUAUUUUAAUAAAUAUACUGCAAGUGGUCUAGCUAGGUUCUAAAUCCGGCGUCGGACCGAUAUUGACAUGUAAAUAAAGUUGUAAUUACCAGUGUAUGAGUAUCAAAUGUAAGGAGAACAAUAAUUAAAAUAAAAAUAGUUCUAUUUUAAACUUAAUGCCUUAUUGACCAAAGUCUUAAAACUAGUUACGGAUGUAAUUGAAAAAUUAUGUCCAAUGUUUGAGAAUUGUUUGAUUGUUGUAUUAAAGUUUAUGAAAACUAUUUGUUUUCAUUGGCAAAUCUUAUCAUUGUCUAUAUUUAAACGGUACGAGCAAAGAUCGUCGGUCCAGAUUAUGUUCAGUCAUUAUUUACGUGCUACAUUCAUAAAGUUCUAAACGUUUAUAAGAUUGUUGAAAUAUCGGGUAUCUUUGAUCGUACUGUGAAAUUGAAAUGUGUAAAUUUAAAGUUUUCCAAUACAUAUUUAUAAUGUAGUAGUUAAAUAAACGUUUUGUAAAGUGCCAACAAUGUUAAAAGGUGUGACAUAAUCAAUUUAUAGAUAUCUAACACAGAUGAAUAAAAAUAUAAACAUUCGUGUAAGUUCCACAAAUUGUAAGGCGACUUGGAGAACAAGUUCCACUUAAUUCUAAAAUACUUACAAACUCACAGACGGACUUUAUAAGGUGUACUCCGGCAUACCUUCCUUCCGAAUACCUACGAAAUUAUAGACAGGUGUACAUAUUCUACAUCUCUAUCAACUACCACUGCUGAUUCUAUUCUAUUAAUAAAACUCAUGCUUAAUGUGAACUACGUAAUGGAUGUAAAAUAAUCAAAUGUUAGUAUAUGCAAUCCUCAGUAACAGUAACACAAGACAAUACACUUACCUAUAGCUUUUUGGUGAAUAUGGCAGAAAGUUAACUUUAUAAUGUACAUUUUGAACUGUAUCGAUAUUAGUAUAGUUUUGUGGUUCAAGGAAAUAUUGCCUUUUCGCUAUGAGACGAUGUAUCAGAUAUACUUAACAAAGGUACCAUCAUAAGGUAAAAUAUUAAAUUAAAAAUAUUUUGAAAAGACGCUAUUUUCUCGGCCCAUGACAUAGUUUAUGAGUGUUGAACACUUAACACAACGUUUUGUAUGGACAACACAUGUUUUAAGCGUUUUGUGUGUAUUUCUAAUUGAUUACAAUCGUUUACGUUGACUCUCUUUCGUAACUCCAACGAAGACUGCCCUAUAUUUAAUUGAGAACUAUUUUAUAUAAAAUCUAGUCACAAAUACCUAAAGCUAGUCGAUUGAAGUAAACAUUACGUAGAUAUAUUGUUUUGAAAUGUUUUUAUAUUUAUGUAGCAAGAAACGGGACUGAGGCGUUCAUUUCUUUUGUUGAAAUUAACUCUUUGGGUUUCUGCGUAAAUAGUACUUUGAGUCAUUUUUAUAUAAAUGUAAUAUAAUUAUAUAUCGGUAUUUAAAUAAUAUUUUAGUAUGAUUUAUGGUGAAAAGUGAACACAUUUAAUACAACGUAAUAAAACGAAACAUUCCAAAUCUAGUUUGAAUUUCUAGUCAAUGUACCAUAUCAUUUUGAGCAUUUUGUUAUACUGAUACACAUAUUAUAAUGUAAGAGUUAGUUAAUCUGUUGUUACAGACAUGUUUUUAUAAAGCAAACAAAUGGGUUACUAGGACAGUACGAUGUG